Messenger RNA from Falco peregrinus (peregrine falcon), 520 nucleotides. RefSeq names its product translocase of inner mitochondrial membrane 13 (gene TIMM13). The coding region runs from base 76 to 381 and encodes 101 amino acids. Lineage: Eukaryota; Metazoa; Chordata; Aves; Falconiformes; Falconidae. The transcript has 3 exons. The record is from RefSeq and is a predicted model, not a curated record.
GCCGGGAGCCGUAGUCGCGGGCAGCCGCCAUUUCGCCGGCAGCGUGGGGGCCGCCGCCCGCCGGGACUCUGCGGCAUGGAGAGCGGGUUCGGCUCCGACUUCGGCUCCGACUUCGGCUCCGGGGGCGGCGGCGGGGGGAAGCUGGACCCGGGGCUCAUCAUGGAGCAGGUGAAGGUGCAGAUCGCCGUGGCCAACGCGCAGGAGCUGCUGCAGCGCAUGACGGACAAGUGCUUUCGGAAGUGCAUCGGGAAGCCGGGCGGCGCGCUGGACAACUCGGAGCAGAAGUGCAUCGCCAUGUGCAUGGACCGCUACAUGGACGCCUGGAACACGGUUUCCCGAGCCUACAACUCCCGGCUGCAGCGGGAGAGAGCCAACAUGUGAAGCGCCCCGGCUGCGGGACCGCGGGGGGACCAUGUGGGGAAGGGACGAGCGGCCAGGCCAGGUGGCUGGGGGUGACAAUCCUGCCGCCCUCCCGGCCCCUGCUGUGGCAGAGCAAUAAACCCUCGCUGAACCUUUUGCA